Molecule: messenger RNA, 2650 nt
Organism: Jatropha curcas
Lineage: Eukaryota; Viridiplantae; Streptophyta; Magnoliopsida; Malpighiales; Euphorbiaceae
Product: putative galactinol--sucrose galactosyltransferase 2
Source: RefSeq, a predicted model, not a curated record
GGCCAAUAAUAAGCAAAGGUUAUGUUUUUUUCAUUCUUUUUGUUUUUUUCAUUUUUCCCCGAUCAAAAUACGCCUUAUACAUAAAUUCUGCAGGUCUCUUCUCUACCUUAAUGCAUUCUUGAAUCUUAACCAUCAUGGCUCAUAUCACUAUGAACAUGAGUAUGAAUGUGAUGAGCAUGGAUAUUAGUUCUAGGUUGUCUAGGCCUAAUUCUCGCCUCUCCACAUCAUUUUUAACACCUUUUCAUUUCCAGGCUCAAAGUCUGAGUCUUUUCUCUCAUAAGUCUCUGCUGAGUCUAAGUAGGACUAGUAAAACCAAUAUAUGGAGGCACUCCAUGUUUAUCAGUACUAAACCUGUUCUGAAAGAUGGGACUCUUAGUAUUAAUGGCAAGGAUGCAUUGAAUGAAGUUCCUGACAAUGUCUUCUUGACACCAUUGACCGAUUCAUCUGCUUACCUGGGGGCUACUUCCACUGAGAGCAGUUCCCGACAUGUUUUCAAGCUUGGAGCUAUUCGGAAUGUCAGACUAUUAUCUUUGUUUAGAUUCAAACUGUGGUGGAUGAUUCCUAGAGUCGGGUAUUCAGGAAGCGACAUUCCUGUUGAAACUCAGAUGUUGCUUAUGGAAGAUACUAAAGGACCAUCUAAGGCUUCUCCUUCUUAUGUUGUUUUCUUGCCUCUGCUAGAUGGUGAAUUUAGGACCAGCUUGCAGGGAAAUUCAUCUGAUGAACUUGAAUUCUGUGUCGAAAGUGGUGACCCUGCUGUAGUUACUUCAGAAUGCCUAAAAGCAGUUUUUGUGAAUUAUGGAAACCAUCCGUUUGAUCUGAUGAAGGAAACCAUGAAGAUUUUGGAGGAGCAGACUGGAACCUUUACAGUUCGUGAAAAAAAACAGAUGCCAGGAAUGUUAGAUUGUUUUGGUUGGUGCACUUGGGAUGCAUUUUACCACCAAGUAAAUCCUCAAGGAAUAAAAGAAGGUCUAAGAAGUUUAUCCCAAGGAGGCACGCCAGCAAAGUUUUUGAUAAUAGAUGAUGGUUGGCAAGAUACGACUAAUGAGUUCCAAAAGGAAGGGGAGCCAUAUAUUGAAGGGUCACAGUUUGGUGGCAGAUUAGCCAGUAUUGAGGAGAACAACAAAUUUCGUAGAACCAAUGAAGCUCAAAGUGAUGCUCCAAUUGAUCUAAAGCAUUUUGUUUCUGAUAUUAAGAGCACUUUUGGCCUUAAGUACGUCUAUGUAUGGCAUGCCUUGAUGGGAUAUUGGGGAGGGCUUGUUCCAGAUGCAGAAGGGACUAAAAAAUAUAGUCCAAAAUUAACAUAUCCAGUGCAGUCACCAGGGAACUUGGCAAAUAUGAGGGAUAUCUCAAUGGACUGCAUGGAGAAGUAUGGUGUUGGCGCUAUUGAUCCUGCAAGAAUAUCUGAAUUCUUUCAUGAUCUUCAUAGUUAUCUUGUUGCACAAAAUGUGGAUGGGGUUAAGGUUGAUGUUCAGAACAUACUGGAAACAAUCGCAACUGGCUUGGGAGGUCGAGUCUCACUUACCAGACAUUUCCAACAGGCACUUGAGGAGUCUAUAGCCACUAAUUUCCAUGACAACAGCAUUAUCUGCUGCAUGGGGCAGAGCACAGACUCCAUUUACCAUUCAAAGCAAAGUGCCAUAACUAGAGCAUCUGAUGAUUACUACCCAGAAAAUCCAACCACACAGACACUGCAUAUAGUUGCUGUAGCUUUUAACAGCAUAUUCCUUGGUGAAGUAGUAGUCCCUGAUUGGGACAUGUUCUAUAGCCUACAUGAUGCAGCUGAAUUUCAUGCUGUUGCUAGAGCUGUCGGAGGGUGCGGAGUGUAUGUUAGUGAUAAACCAGGCCACCAUGAUUUCAACAUUCUGAAAAGGCUUGUACUUACUGAUGGAUCAGUACUUAGAGCUAAAUAUCCAGGAAGACCUUCAAGAGAUUGUUUAUUCAGUGAUCCAGUAAUGGAUGGGAAGAGUCUUAUGAAGAUCUGGAACCUGAACGAAUGUAGUGGAGUCCUUGGUGUUUUCAAUUGCCAAGGAGAAGGAAGCUGGCCUUGUUUGAAAGACACACAGUCACAACAGAAACAAGAGAGGGCAGAAAUACAUGGACGGGUAUCUCCUGCUGAUGUUGAGUAUUUUGAAGAGGUUUCAGGGAAACUGUGGACUGGAGAUUGUGCAAUUUAUUCUUUCAAGACAGGAUCAAUGUUGCGAUUAGAGAAGGAAGAAACUUUUGAUGUCACAUUAAAAACUCUGGAAUGUGAUGUAUUUACUAUAUCACCUAUCAAGGUUUACUAUGAAAAUGUCGAGUUUGCACCAAUUGGAUUAGUAAACAUGUAUAACUCUGGAGGAGCAAUGGAAUCAGUUCAACAGUGUAGAGAUUCUUCUGGUCUUAGAACAAUAAGCAUCAAAGGAAGAGGGGGAGGCAUCUUUGGAGCAUUCUCCACUGUGAAGCCCAAGUCCUGCACUGUAAAUUCCAAAGGAGAGGAAGUUAUAUUCAGAGAAGAGGACAAUCUUUUGACAGUAACAGUUCCCUUUGGAACCUCUGCUUGGGACAUUCACAUUUCUUUUUGAUGUCUGAAAUUUUGGUUAGAGCUUCCUUUGUAUAUAAUAUGACUGCUUCAGCAUCAGCUAUCAAGUGAUAAUUGUUUUUAUUUGUACAA